GUGCUCAGAGUGGCCAAGUGUGUCGCGAACUAAACAUCUUCUGCUCAGUUGCUGUAUGGCCGGUCUGACGAACGGUCGCAAGACAGCAACAAUAGCAGAGACGUCGAAACACAACACAAUAUCCACCGAUUAAUGAGCGGAGGGUUGUAACGGCCGCUGAGUUAGGGGCUAAUUGAUCGUGUAUGUAUGUUACAUGCUGCACACAUCGGAAGAAGUGAUAGUGAAAACAAAGUUCAAAAAGUGAAAUAUUUAUGUUUUCCGUUAUAAAAUAGUUGAUAAAUUAUAAAAGACACGAUGGAUUACAACUCGACGAGCACGUUUAGUGGACUAGAGAAUUGGUACAUAUUUUUGGUGGAUGACUUGGCGGACAAACGGACAGAUGAACUUCCAUUGCUGUACAGCCCAAUGUGGCCGAUAUCAAUUCUGCUGCUAUACUUUGGAGCAGUUUAUAUUUGGGUGCCAAACUACAUGAAAAGUCGGAAACCGUACGAGCUGAAGAACUUCAUGAUCGGCUACAACCUUUUCCAAGUGAUAGCGUGUUAUUUGCUAAUUCGGCAUUUUUUCAAGCAUGGCUGGACCAUUGAUUAUCUGUACUCGUGCAAGUUGCCGGAUUAUUCCGACAAUGCCAGUGCAGUGGGCUUCAUGCAUGGGUCCUACUUCAACUAUGUGAUCAAGGGGAUCGAACUCAUCGAAACGGUAAUGUUCGCACUGAGGAAGAAGCAAAACCAGAUCAGUUUGCUGCACGUUUAUCACCAUGCCUGCACCUUCACCAUCGCGUGGAUAUUUGCGAAAUAUGUCGGAGGAAGUAUGUUGACGUACACAAUCAUUGUCAACUCGACGGUGCAUAUGUUUAUGUAUUCCUAUUACCUGGUGGCGAUUUUCUCGAAACAAUUGCCGUUCAAGUUAACAGCCGUUAAGAAAUUCAUCACCGUGUUCCAAAUUGUUCAGCUUUUGAGCAUUUUGGUAAACGUUGGAUUCGCCAUGCGCAGUAGUUGUUCAAUCCCGAUUGUACUGGUGUUUAUCUAUCUGCCCUACAUGGUGGUGUUGUUGUCGAUGUUCUUUAACUUUUACUUUAGUACCUACAGGAAAUGUGGCAGACGUUUAACCAGUGGUAAAGAAACUAGUCCUAUUAAUAUGCAAAUGCGAAAAGAGUUAUAAACCAAAUAAAUAGUUUUUAUGCUAAUGGAACAAAAA
This is a messenger RNA of Armigeres subalbatus, 1194 nucleotides long. Its product is annotated as elongation of very long chain fatty acids protein 4-like. Gene Ontology annotation, cellular component: endoplasmic reticulum membrane. Gene Ontology annotation, biological process: fatty acid elongation, polyunsaturated fatty acid; sphingolipid biosynthetic process; fatty acid elongation, saturated fatty acid. Gene Ontology annotation, molecular function: fatty acid elongase activity. The record is from RefSeq and is a predicted model, not a curated record. The transcript has 4 exons. Lineage: Eukaryota; Metazoa; Arthropoda; Insecta; Diptera; Culicidae. The coding region runs from base 295 to 1158 and encodes 287 amino acids.